AUGAAUCCUUAAAAGGUUAGAAAUGGUCCCAAUUUUAUGCAAUAAGUCAACAAGAAAAAACAUGUAGAUUGUGCUUUGAGUUCAAACUCUGAUUCCUCUGAUGAUGAAGUCGAAGAAAUUGUUGCCAUCAAAAAAGAUGUACAAAAAUAAAGAUUCUCAGUCUCGGCCGAAGCUUAUGGUCAAUUUAAUAAAAAGGAAAAUUUCAAAGCCAAAUUUAUUCCUAAAAGUAAAGAUCAAUCUGAACGAAUUAAAUAAAGAAUGCAGGCAGGAUUCAUGUUUAGUGCAUUAAAUGAAAAGGAAAUUGAAAUUGUGGUUGGAGCAAUGGAAGAGAAGAUAUUUCACAAAUCAGAAUAUGUAAUCAAGUAAGGAGAGGAAGGAAAUGUACUCUUUGUUGUUGAUACUGGAGAAUUAGAUUGCUUUAAGAAUUAUGGCAAGGGAGAUGUCUUCCUUAAAACAUACUAUCCAGGAGAGAGCUUUGGUGAACUCGCAUUGUUAUUUCAAUCUCCAAGAGCUGCAUCCAUCAUUGUAAAAAGUGAUAAAGCUAUUCUUUGGCAAUUAGAUAGAGAAACAUUUAAUCUUAUUGUAAAAGAAGCAUCUAUCAAAAAGAGAUAAUAAUUCGAAACCUUUCUUGAAAAUUGGGAUUUGCUAAAAGAAAUUAAGGAUCCUUAUGAUAAAUUGAAAAUGAGUGACGCAUUAUUUGAAAAAUAAUUCAAAAAAGGAGACGUCAUUCUACAAUAAGGAUAAAAAAGCACUGAAAUAUUUAUAUUAGAAUAAGGAAGAGUGAGUGUGAAUAAAAAUAAUUAAAAAUUGUUUGAAUUGAUUAAACUAGGUGAUUAUUUUGGAGAUUAAAGUAUUGUAGCUGGCACAGUUGAAUCCUUUUCUUAUGUGGCAGAAGAAGACAUGAAAUUAAUGUACAUACCUAAGAAAAGUUACUCAUCCACUCUCAAAGAAAUUGAAGCCACUUUAAUGAAAAACAUUCAAACUAAAUAUGGAAAAUAUUUAUGAUAUUAUAUAUGAAUAUUCAAAAAAUUUUGGUUUAUUCUUU
Molecule: messenger RNA, 1045 nt
Organism: Paramecium tetraurelia
Lineage: Eukaryota; Ciliophora; Oligohymenophorea; Peniculida; Parameciidae
Exons: 5
Biological process (GO): regulation of protein phosphorylation
Cellular component (GO): cAMP-dependent protein kinase complex
Molecular function (GO): cAMP-dependent protein kinase regulator activity
Source: RefSeq, a predicted model, not a curated record